Messenger RNA from Malania oleifera, 984 nucleotides. RefSeq lists its product as uncharacterized. Bases 1 to 984 code for a protein of 327 amino acids. The transcript is spliced from 2 exons. The record is from RefSeq and is a predicted model, not a curated record. NCBI's taxonomy places the organism in Eukaryota, Viridiplantae, Streptophyta, Magnoliopsida, Santalales, Ximeniaceae.
AUGAUGCUACAGUUGGCAGACAGAUCACUAAAAGCUCCACAAGGUGUUAUUAAGGAUGUGUUAGUACAAGUUGAAAAAUUUUAUUACCCACUAGACGUUGUGGUUUUGGAUAUGCAGCAGUUUGUCUCCAACAUCUACCAGGCACCUAUUAUUCGAGGGCAACCAUUCCUUGCUACUUCUGAUGUCUUGAUUAAUGGUCAAAGCAGAGUACUUAAGCUAACGUUCGGAAAUAUGACAUUGGAGAUGAACGUGUUUAAUAAGAUGCCGAUUAGGUGUGAUGAUUCAGAGGUAUACGCAGUAGAUAUGGUAGAUGACUUAGAUAUGUUAGAACUGUUGUCGGCAUUUGGUUCUAAUGGUGCAUUUGAGAAUGAAGCUCCCAAGAAGCCUGAGGUAUCUAAUGAAAAAGUUCCCUUGAUUAAAGAGAUACUAGAAUCAGAGGGACAGUCCACAAAGAUAGAUGCGGUACCAGUCCGUGAUGCACGAUGGAGACCGAACCCAACCAUGAUGGAGGUGAUAAAGAAAAAAGUGCUAAAGAUGUUAGACAUCAUCUGUCCUACUACCGACAUGUCAUGCGGCCCUUGGUUUGAUGAUAUUGUGAACUGCCUUGCCACUAAUCAAAUGCCAAAACAAAGGGUAACGUGGGAUAAGCGCCAUUUCUUUGUAGAGAUCAAGAUCAUACUUGAGAAGACAGGUUGUCCUAAUCGAAAUGCCUGGUUUGAGAAACUUUUUGAUGCACUCUCGGCCUACCAAACUACAUUCAAGAAGAAUUUGGGGACAUCUCCCUAUAGGUUGAUUUAUGGUUUGAGAAAGUUGCAAGUGUGUGAAUUUCAAGAAUACAAGAGGAAAGUUUAUGACAAUGAUCGCUUAGCGAAGAAGCGGAUGAAGCUGCUGCAUAAAAUCAAGGAUAAACAACUUUUCCCAAAUCAGCAAGAUCUUCACUGCAACUCUAGAUACCAUCUGUUUUCGAGGAAACUAAGGUCUUGA